ACAGUAUGCUACUCAAGCAAAAUAACAGAAACAAAAGAGUUGUGUUGUCAUGGUCCUCCUGGAUGUCCCCUGUCCCCUCUCCCUCUGGUUUUUCUUUCUUUUUCUAUCUGUCUGUGCUGUGUGGGUGCACUAACCACACCCUGUGUUUUAGAGGUGGAUCUUCUGCCUACUCCAGCCAGACUGGGCACACCUGGGUACCUGAGGUGAUUACCCCACCUGUUUCUGAACUUGUGAUCUGCCACUCCCUACUGAGGCUUGAGGAAGACGUCCAUUUGAUGCCAGACUGUUAAUAAAGACCUGUUAGUGAGAUUGGUGUCUCAGUAUGGAAAUGUCUUGAUGCACGCUCAAUCAUCCAGACCUGGGGUAAAAAGGAGGAUUAAGGAUCUGCUGAACUGGCGGAGUGUCGUAACUGAGGAGUUAUGGAUCAGACGGCUUGAAUGUUCUGCUAUCGCUGGCAACUUGAUGUUCUAAAAACGCACUGAACUUGGAUUCUGAGUCUGUGUUUUCAGUCAGAAAACCUCAAACAUGACAGAUAAGUUUCCUUAGAAGUGCAGUAUGCAGAUGAUCUGAUGGAUCCAAAAAUGAAUAACUCCAGUGCAUCCUCUAACAAGAAAAGUCACCACAAAACAUUAAAGUCCCCUGAACCCAGCUCUGCAUCCUGUAAGAGUACUUGCUCAAAGUAUGAACCACUUACAUUUCAAGAUGGACAAUCUCCUUCCAAAAAGACCAGAGAUCAGGAGAAUCCUAGGUCCCCUGAACCCAGCUCUGCAUCCUGUAAGAGUACUUGCUCAAAGUAUGAACCACUUACAUUUCAAGAUGGACAAUCUCCUUCCAAAAAGACCAGAGAUCAGGAGAAUCCUAGGUCCCCUGAACCCAGCUCUGCAUCCUGUAAGAGUACUUGCUCAAAAGAUCAUGGGGACAAAACAGAGUCUGCCAGUUUUCCAUCUAUCCAUAACAAUCCUCAAGACUUGGACUCCAUAUUUGCAUUACUUCAGGAGGACAUUAUAGCAUUUGUGAAGAAUGAACUGCAGAUGAUUCAGAGUGUUUUGAGUCAAGGAAACUCUGACUAUUUAGAGACUCAGAAGAAGCACGAGGUGGGAGAUGUUGGUGAAGAAAAGCAGAUCCGGAUCAGGAGAACGGCUUUUCUUAAGAUCACACUGCAGUUCCUGAGGAGAAUGAAUCACAACGAACUAGCUGAGUCCAUCCAGAGCAAAACUAACACAAUGAACUGCCAGCGGAAAGUCAAAUGUAAUCUGAAGAAGAAGUUCCAGGUUUUGUUUGAGGGAGUUGCUAAAGCUGGAAAUCCAACGCUCCUCAAUGAGAUCUACACAGAGCUCUACAUCACAGAGGGGGGAACUGGAAAAGUCAAUGAUGAACAUGAGAUCCGACAAAUUGAAGCAGUAUUUAAGAAAACAGACACAACAGAAACGACAAUCAAAUGUGAAGACAUCUUUAAAACUUCAUCUGAAAGAGAUGGGCCAAUCAGAACAGUGCUGACAAACGGAGUGGCUGGCAUUGGGAAAACAGUCUUAACACAGAAAUACACUCUUGACUGGGCUGAAGACAAAGCCAAUCAGGACAUUCAGUUUAUAUUUCCAUUUACUUUCAGAGAGCUGAAUGUGCUGAAAGAGAAAAAGUUCAGCUUGAAGAAACUUCUUCAUCACUUCUUUUCUGAAACAAAAGGAGAAACCUACAACUAUAACAAGCCCUAAGUUGUGUUCAUCUUUGAUGGUCUGGAUGAGUGCCGCCUUCCUCUGGACUUCGAAAAAAAUAAAACCUUGACUAAUGUCAGAAAGUCGACUUCACUGGAUGUGCUGCUGACAAACCUCAUCAGUGGUAAACUCCUUCCCUCCGCUCGCCUCUGGAUAACCACACGACCUGCAGCAGCCAAUCAGAUCCCUCCUGAGUAUGUGCACAUGGUGACGGAGGUCAGAGGGUUUUCUGAUCCACAGAAGGAGGAGUAUUUCAGGAAGAGAUUCAGAGAUGAGCGACAGGCUAGCAUUGUCAUCAGCAAUAUCCAGACAUCGCGAAGCCUCCACAUCAUGUGCCACAUCCCAGUCUUCUGCUGGAUCACUGCUACAGUUCUGGAGGAUGUGCUGAAAACCAGAGAGGGAGGACAGCUGCCCAAGACCCUGACUGAGAUGUACAUCCACUUCCUGGUGGUUCAGGCCAAAGUGAAGAAGGUCAAGUAUGAUGGAGGAGCUGAGACAUAUCAAUACUGGAGAAAGAUGACAGAGUCUCUGGGAAAACUGGCUUUUGAUCAGCUUCAGAAAGGAAACCUGAUCUUCUAUGAAUCAGACCUGACAGAGUGUGGCAUCGAUAUCAGAGCAGCCUCAGUGUACUCAGGAGUGUUCACACAGAUCUUUAAAGAGGAGAGAGGACUGUAUCAGGAAAAGUUGUUCUGCUUCGUCCAUCUGAGCGUUCAGGAGUUUCUGGCUGCUCUUCAUGUCCAUCUGACCUUCAACUCUGGAGUCAAUCUGCUUUCUGAUGCACAAUCUAAAUCCAAGUUGUCCGAACUGUUAUUUAAGGACAACGCAGCUACAAAGUUUUACCAGACUGCUGUGGACAAAGCCUUGCAGAGCCCAAAUGGACACCUAGAUCUCUUCCUCCGUUUCCUCUUGGGUCUUUCACUGGAAACCAACCAGAGUCUCCUGCAAGGUUUGCCAAGGCAGCAAGACAGUUGCUCAAAACCUAAACAGAAAACAAUCCAAUACAUCAAAAAGAUGAUAACAAAAGUCUCUUCACAGAGAAGCAUCAAUCUGUUUUACUGUCUGAGUGAACUGAAUGACAGUUCUCUAGUGGAGGAAAUUCAAAAAUCACUGAGGUCAGGAAAACUCUCCACAAAUGAACUAACACCUGCUCACUGGUCAGCACUAGUCUUCAUCCUACUGUCAUCUGAAGAAAAUUUGGAUGUGUUUGACCUAAAGAAAUACUCUGCUUCAGAGGAGGCUCUUCUGAGGCUGCUGCCAGUGGUCAAAACCUCCAGCACAGCUCUACUAAGUGACUGUAAACUGACAGACAGAAGCUGCUUAUUUCUGGCAAACGUUUUUAACUCCCCAUUGUGUAAUUUGGUUGAACUAGACCUUAGUAACAACAACCUCCAAGAUUCAGGAGUGAUCUCACUCUGUGCUGGACUGCAGAAUCCAAACUGUCAACUGAAAACUCUCAGGUUGGACCAAAACAGCCUCACAAGCGCAUGCUGUCAGGAUCUCUCAUCACUCCUCAGCACCCAGUCCAGUCUGAGAACUCUGUCCCUGAAUUAUAACAAGCUGCAGAAUUCAGCAGUGAAGCUGCUUUCUGAUGGCUUGUCCAGUCCACAGUGUAAACUCCAAGUUCUCGGGUUGGAAAGAAACUGCCUCACAAAUGCAUCCUGCCAGAUACUCUCAUCAGUCCUCAGCACCCAGUCCUCCAGUCUGAGAACUCUGUCCCUGAAUUACAAUCUGCUGGAGGAUUCAGGGGUGAAGCUGCUUUCUGUUGGCUUGUCCAGUCCACAGUGUAAACUCCAGAUUCUCAGGUUGUCUUUCUGUUUUCUAUCAUCGGGAAGUUGUGGUUUUCUGGCUUCAGUUUUCAGCAAUCAGCCUUCCAGCCUGAGAGAACUGGAUAUGAGCCACAAUAGUCUGUUGGAUUCAGGAGUCAAGCAGCUCUGUGUUGGUCUACAGAGUCGAUCCUGUAGACUGGAAACUCUGAGCCUGGGGUUCUGUGGGCUGACAGAGAAAAGCUGUGAAUUUCUGGGUUCACUUCUCAGCUCCAAGGAGUGUCAUCUGAAAGUGGUUAAUUUAAGUGCCAAUAAAUUGCUGGAUUCAGGAGCGAUGAGGCUUUCAGCUGAACUACGAAGUCCUGACUGUCAAAUAAAAUCUCUCAGUCUGUCAAGCUGCUGGAUACGUGAGAAAGGAUGCACUUCUCUGGCUUCAGCCCUCACAGCCAACCCCUUCAGCCUGAAGGAGCUGGACCUGACCUACAAUUGUCCUGGUGACUUGGGAGCAAAACUGCUUUCUGCUAAACUGAAGGAUCCCCAAUGCAGCCUUGAGACUCUCAGGCUGGACUACUCAGGAGCAGAGGGUGCAAAGAAGGUUGCCUGCAGUCUCACACUGGACCCCGAUACAGCUCACAGGAACCUUGCUCUCUCUGCAGACAGAAAGGCAGUACUUGGGUCGAAACGACCAAUUUUACAUUCACGGUGGGAAUUAUUUCCUAGCAGUCCAGAGGUUUACUAUAAGUGGGAGCAGGUGCUAUGUACACAGGGUCUCACUGGUUUAAGUUAUUGGGAGGUAAAGUGGAAGGGAACUGUUUCCAUAGGUGUAACUUACAAAGCUGGACCUGACAAAGGUCCAGAUGAAUCGUGGCAUGGAGGAAAUGACAGAUCCUGGAUGCUGCUCUGCAAAGAUAAUCAUUACUCAGCGUGGCACGAUUACAAAGUGACAGAAAUACGACUUUCUCGGCGCCCCGCUGGUUUUCAAAAAGUCUGAGUUUUUUUGGACUGGCCAGCUGGCAUUCUGUCCUUCUAUGAUGUCACCUCUGACACUCGGCUCCACCUCCACACCGUUUUCUGCAGGUUCACUGAGCCCCUCUACCCUGCACUGUGGUUCUGGUUUACACUCGAAAUGUCCAAGUGCUCAGCAGCUUUGUGUGACCCGCAGGGAUAGCAGUCACCAAAUGUAAACAGCUAACUAAGUGCCACACAGAACAACCUUUGCACACACUGUGAUCACCUGACCACAUAUUUUGAGACACGUCAGACUCUGAUGCAGAAAUAUUUUAUUAUGUUUUUCUCUGAAAAAAGUGUUUGAUCACCAAGUCUCUGACCCUAAUGGUUAAGACUGGAAUUCAGAGUAAUUGGAAGCAGCCAUAGUCAGUCUCUGCAUGAAUAAUGAUUCCAUCAUAAAUACCUGCUCAUUAUUAAGUUAGCCCAGGGAUUAAAGAGCUGUUCUGCUCAUGUUCACUUCUAAAGUGUUUUUCUUGGACUCCAGCGUAGCUUUGUUCAGUUUAUUUAUCUUACAUGAGGACUUAUGUACUUGCCUUGUUUAUGAAUACUUCAGGACCUCAUAGAGCACAUUGUUAUAUUAAUUAACAUUACAUAGUUAUAUUUGCAAUGAUACAAUAAUGUGUUCUGGUAGAUAUAUUUCAUGUAUCUGCUGAUCAUUUGUAAUCUUUUGUUCUGGUCAUGAUUAAAUAAAUGCUUUUUAACAGAAGAACUGUGUGUACCAUAUGCUCUCCCACAACGCUGUGUAUGCUGUGACUGAAGCACAUCUUUAGUCUUCAUACUACAUCCUGGGGCAUACGUCACAAAUCUGUGGUUCUGAAUCUUUAUCUGGAUCAUGUGACUCUUUCAUCCAAUACAGUGUCUCUCUGUGGCUUUGACAAAAAACAAAUUACUACUGUUGCUUGUUACAAAGUCCUCCUGCCUCCCUGCAGUACCUCAGAUGCUAAUAUGCCUACACUGCACCUAAGGAGGCGGUGCUUCCUCUGCUCCGCAGAGCAGAGGUUGUUGAAGUCAUCAGAGCAGGUCCUCACCUACACAGCAGAGAUUCAGAGAGUAAAAAGGGACGUCCAUGUUGUCAAACUUGAGCUUGGGGCUGUGUCCACAGAUUGUCCACCCUGAAUCAGAGAUAUAGGCUGUGUCUCAAUUCAGGGGCUGCAUCCUUUGAAGGCCGAUUACGUCACAGCAACGAGACGAAGGCUGCUUCAAAUGCAUCCUUCAUUUCCCCGAAUUUGAAGGAUGGCUCAGGUGUGUCCUUCACUUUUGGAAACGUUUCAUGUAAAUAUUUUCUUCCGAGCCUGCAGAGCCGACAAAAGUGGAACUUCAAGACUCCUGACAUUCUUGGGGGCAAAGCAGUUAUGAUUGUAGAUCCACGGCUUCCCCGUGCACUGUGGCUGGUGGGAUGAAUCACAGAAACUUUCCCAGGAUCAGCUGGACUGGUCAGAACUUGGUGGAAGAUGAAGGAUCCAAACGCAGCACUCGUGCACGAAGGAAUAAACUCAAAACGGCAGCUUCAUUGCUGGAGAAAACUCGAACAUGUAAUACAAGAAAACAAAACUAGAAACUCAAAACAUGAAGCUCAAAACAGAAAACCAGAACAUCACCAGGAGCACAGAAGAAAAACAGCACUGUAAGGGGAAAUCACAGCACUUAAAUACACAAGGGACUAACAAGGAAAUGGGAAACAGGAGGCAAACACAGCUGGGACUAAUCUGACAUAAUGAGACGACGGGGAAAACUCAAAACUCAAUGCACUGAACACAGGACAAGAAACAGAAGACAGCCAAGGAGACGUGACUGACUAGGGAGGAACACAGGGAAGAUGCAGUGACAGAGAACUGAGACAAGCAUACAACACAUGGAGACAAAUAAUGAGAACAAGAAUACAGAAGGAAACCUUCAGUGGAGACACGACACCAGGAACUCAGGGGAGGCCCUGAAACAGAACAGAAACCAGGAACUAUAAAUAUAAUACAAGCAGGAAGCAAUCAUUCAAAUAAAAUAACUUAAACCAAACACAGAAACAGUGGGUCACCAGACCUGUACGUGACAUAACUAUGGCACUAACAGGAAAUCACAUAUUACUCCAGUUUUGGCUUCUGUUCGCUACAUACUGUAGAUCUUAAGUUAAUCUCAGAGAGGAUGGUUGGAGGACUUUGAUGGACAGUGCACAGGCUUUAAACCAUCUAAGCCACAUGCAAGAGUGAGAGAAGAAGCACUGAUCUGCAUGUCUUAAAGUGGUCAUUGCUUGUAUGGAGCUCAGAGGAGUUACAUAAAAAAUAAUGCUGUUGGUAAUUUUCAGAUCAGACAAAUGAUCAAAUUUGAGAACUUUAAACUGAAAGCUGGAAAGUGUAAGAGGAAUAGUAACUAUUAGACUAGAGGGAAGAAGCUCAAAUGUAAGAAUCUGGAGCCUCAGUAAACAUGUAGGUGAAGGGAACAGAGGGGAUUUAGAUGUGUUGGGCAGGUGUGGUGUUAAUGAGAUAAAUGCUGAAGAACAAAUAGUGGCAAAUUUUGCAAAAAGAAGAAUAAGAAUGGAAAUGACUGUGGCGAACCCAUAGUUCAAGAAAAGGGAGGAACAUAACGUAAAAUAGAAGUGGAGGAAGGUGCACAGGUUGAAUAUGAUGGAGGUGCAAUCUGAAAGAAAUAGGAGACGGUUCUUCAGGAAAUGCAGAAGAUUUGUAAGGAGGAAGUGAGGGCAGCUACAGCAGGGUCCAGUUGGUCCAGAUGAAAUACCUGCUGAUGAACUUUUUAACCAGCUUGUUUAACACAAUCCAUGAGAGUGAGAGGAUACCAGAGGAACUGAGAAGUGCAAUGGUACGGAGUUUCAAGAACAAAGGUGAUGUGCAGUGCUGCAGUAAAACUGAUGAAAGAACUGUUGGAACUAGGUUAACCCGCGAGGUCUUUUAGGUCAAACUAACCUACUUCUUCAACCAUUCACGCAAUCGCAAAAUUCAAAUGACUCCUGAAAGCCGCAACUGUGCGUUUCAGUGAUAUUAGGGUCAUUAUGGUGAUUCACUCCCAGGCAAGGCGCCAAAUCCAAAUCUUGGCAACUAACACAGAAAACAAUGCAGCAAAGAGCAAAAACAAAACACACACACACACACACACACACACACACAUCUGAGCCCCUUCUUGUUUGCAGUGGUGAUGGGCAAGUUGACAGAAGAGGUGAGGCAUGAGUCUCUGAUAUUUGCAGAUGGUAUUUUGGUUGGUACUGAGAGUAGGGAGCAGCUGGAGAGGUGGAGGUAUGCACUGAAGAGAAGACGAAUGAAGGCCAGUGGCAGUAAGAGAGAAUACACGUGUGCCAACGAGAGGGAGACGGGUGGAAAGGUGAACAGAUGAAGGUGAAGAAGAGAGUGCAGGCAGGGUGGGGAUGAGUGUCAAGCGUGAAAGAAUUUAAUAUGCCAUCAACCUGGCUAGCAGCUAAAUAUUUACAUAAUGAAUACAGGUGCUCAUGUAGAUUAAUGUGCAUUGUCCUUUUUAAAUAAAAAUAAAUGGUAGUGAGACAUGCUGUGAUGUGUGGUUUGGAGAUGCUGGCGCUGACAGAAUGACAGGAAGCAGAGCUGAACAUGGCAGUGAUGAAGAUUUCAGUGUGAGUAACCAGAAUGGACGGAAUUAUACAGCGGGAUGCAAACGUUUGGGCAACUUUGUUCAUAGUCAUUAUUUUCCUGCAUAAAUCGUUGGUUGUUACAACAAAAGUUAAAUAUAUCAUAUAGGAGACGCGCACAGUGAUGUUUGAGAGGUGAAAUGAAGUUUCUUUUUGUUCUUGAGCUCACUUUAUGUCGCUGUUUUAUAGUGAAAGCACAGAGAUUUGUAAAUGAGUCAUACUUCGGAUAUUGGGGCGUUAUUAUAAUUGUAAUCAUACACGUUUACCACUUUUAAAAAAUAGUCUAACGUCUCCUCAGACGUUUCAUCGACUUUUAAAGUGUUUGCGGAGAGGUGAGCGAGAGAGGCGGUGGAGCGACGCAGACGGAAACAGCCAGAACCGUCUGGGCGGAGAGAGAGGGAGGACUAUAUACAGCGGCGGAAGGAGCGCAGCGUCACAGAGGUGAGUGCUGCGGAGCUGCCAUCAGACAGGAGAGAAGCUCGUCACCCACUCAUCAACCAGCGGCUUGUUCUCAGGCCCUGCUGCAGAAUCCCUCAUCAUGA
This is a messenger RNA of Haplochromis burtoni (Burton's mouthbrooder), 8626 nucleotides long. Its product is annotated as NACHT, LRR and PYD domains-containing protein 12. The transcript is spliced from 20 exons. Gene Ontology annotation, molecular function: protein binding. NCBI's taxonomy places the organism in Eukaryota, Metazoa, Chordata, Actinopteri, Cichliformes, Cichlidae. The record is from RefSeq and is a predicted model, not a curated record.